Messenger RNA from Archocentrus centrarchus (flier cichlid), 1584 nucleotides. RefSeq names its product homeobox protein extradenticle-like. Lineage: Eukaryota; Metazoa; Chordata; Actinopteri; Cichliformes; Cichlidae. The record is from RefSeq and is a predicted model, not a curated record. The transcript has 3 exons. The coding region runs from base 818 to 1111 and encodes 97 amino acids. Gene Ontology annotation, molecular function: DNA-binding transcription factor activity. Gene Ontology annotation, cellular component: nucleus.
CUUGGACGGGUGAUACGCGCAGACAGCCGUGUGGGGAAAGAAAGCAGAAAUUACCAACAACAAAUGAUACAAGCGUGGCUCUGGGGAUCUUGGACUGAACCAGAUGGAUGAAGUUUAUCGCGAAUGGUCGUGUUUUAGGUGACCCUGUAGGUUUGCACUUUUAAUGACCGAGCAGGCGUUUGGGGAUAAAAGGAGAGCAGGCGGAGACAACGGCGUAAGCCAGACUCUCAGGUUACGAGACAGUAAGCUGUAACAUAAUAAAGACCACUGUUUAACACCAAAGGAAAGCCUUUGGCCGAUCUCUUUCGUUUUCUUUAUUAUUUCUUUGUCGUUUCGGGACACAGCGAUUUUUUUUUCUUUUAAAGGGACCGAGUCUUCUAAAGCAGCAGUGUGUUAGCCAGUUUGGCAAUUGUUGUCAUUUUGUUGCAAAGACCGCUCUCCGUGUAGACACACUGCUUUCUUUCUCCUGGAGCUUUUCAACCUCCAGAAUCUCCUUCUUUUAUCUUUUUGAUGGGAACAGAAAACGAGCCUAUGCGCGCCACACCGCUCAUUAAAAUAACAGCAAAAAUAUUUAGUGAACUGUGUCCUCCCGUGCCAAAGACCUUUAGUUAAGACCUUUUGCUUUUUUUCCCCUUCAUUUUUUCCUGCAUUAGUAAAUAGUGAGUCUUCUGCGCUGCUGAGGGAACGCCGCUCUUAGUAUUCCGUUUUUGUGGGAAACUUUCCAGUUUGCUGAAAGCGCAGAAAGUUGGAGAAGGAGCCUCCUUUCUAGCUACCCUCCUCCCACCUCUCCCUCACACAUUAGUGCCACAUUGGAGGUAUGGAGAACGGGGCCCACCAGCUAGCGGGUCAUAAUGGUUUAACUGGAGAGGAUGUGGGUGCUCCAGACGAUAAUAGGAAACACAACAAUCAUUGCCAGCCGCUGCAAGACAUGGGUGAAAUCCUCCAGCAGAUCAUGGCCAUCACAGAUGAGAGUCUGGAUGAGGCCCAGGCCAGGAAACAUGCUUUAAAUUGCCACAGAAUGAAGCCCGCCCUCUUCAGUGUCCUGUGUGAGAUCAAAGAAAAGACAGAUGGUGAAAGAGCUAGAAGCACUACUGCAGGAGGAGCGUCAUAACAACAGACGCUUUUGACUGAGAAAUUCAAGGGAGCAACAGGAUCGUCUAAUCUGGGUGAUUAACAUUAGGAAUCUGUGCCAGCGGUUGAGGUGAUGUAAUGUUUAAAUAGGUCUAAUUUUUUGUCAUUUAUAUGGAAGCAGGAAGGUUGAUUUAGUGACUUUAGACUCGCAUAAUACUCCUGCCUUACAUAUCCUUCAUUUAUUCCCACCUCUUUAGUUAACGGCUCUGAUUUUGAAUUUGUAGUAAGUGAACAAAACCUGUAUUUAACUUGGCAGUAAAGCUUCCUAAAUUAAAUUCAGUUGAGAACUGCUUUUACACAAAGUACAAAGAAGUGUGAGUUACGCUGUAACUCACACUUGGUAUUACCUCACUUAGCUUGGAAACAGGAAGCUUAAGGUUGGCAGCAGGAGGGAUUCAGAGUUUCCGAGGUAAGUGAUUGUCUCACCUGCUUUUUUCCAUCCUAGCUGCCCAA